This is a messenger RNA of Marasmius oreades (fairy-ring Marasmius), 831 nucleotides long. RefSeq lists its product as uncharacterized. Gene Ontology annotation, biological process: protein phosphorylation. The transcript is spliced from 2 exons. Gene Ontology annotation, molecular function: ATP binding; protein kinase activity. Lineage: Eukaryota; Fungi; Basidiomycota; Agaricomycetes; Agaricales; Marasmiaceae. Bases 1 to 831 code for a protein of 276 amino acids. The record is from RefSeq and is a predicted model, not a curated record.
AUGAAGAUGAAGACGAAGAAGCCAACAAAAAAAACCGGAAAGGCAUCUGGAAUUGAUCCAUUCGCUGGGAUAAAAUUGUUACUUGAAAAGGACGACAUGAAGAAGCGUAUUCGACUCCGUCGCCUGCUAUUCCGCAGUCAUGAAGUUAUUGGGCGCGGCACGGUAGUGGUGGAGGCUGAAUGCAUAUGUGGAAACAGUGGAUGUGAAUGUGAUUGGAAGGGGCCCUUGAUAGUGAAGAUCAGCUUUCCAGCCACGAGCAGAGUUACGGAGGACGAACUGGUCAAGGAUGCUCUCAAACUCGCCACAGGAAAAGAUGGAGAGUGGGUUCAAAAGCAUCUUCCACGUACCUUGUGGUCUCACACCAUGCCUUUCGGCGAGAACACUCCACAAGCACGGCUAGCGAAACUGUUCGCCAUGGAUGAGAAAUACGAGGAACAACAUGCUUGCGUCACUGUGCAGCAAAAGCUUCAGCCUAUCCAUGAGUUGAAGACGCCCGAAGAAUUUGCUCAGGUCUUCUAUGAUAUUCUCCAAUGUCAUCGUUGGUUGUACAAGAUUGCUGAAAUUUUGCACCGGGACAUCAGUAUGAGUAACAUGAUGUUUCGGCGAGAUGAAGCGACGGGCGAGGUUUACGGUGUUCUCAAUGACUUUGAUUUGUCCUCGAGGGUUGAGGAGAAUCGCCAGGCUUCCUCAAAGCAGCGCACUGGUACGAAGCCACAUAUGGCGUACGAGCUCUUCGACAAGAUAUGGACUGGUGGACACCUAUACCGCCAUGAUUUGGAAUCCAUUUUUUAUGUCUUUGUGUGCACUACACGAGCCCCGGACAGCAAGUGA